Messenger RNA from Pochonia chlamydosporia 170, 771 nucleotides. Its product is annotated as tyrosine-protein kinase, active site protein. The record is from RefSeq and is a predicted model, not a curated record. The transcript has a single exon. Gene Ontology annotation, biological process: protein phosphorylation. Gene Ontology annotation, molecular function: ATP binding; protein serine/threonine kinase activity. Bases 1 to 771 code for a protein of 256 amino acids. Lineage: Eukaryota; Fungi; Ascomycota; Sordariomycetes; Hypocreales; Clavicipitaceae. Gene Ontology annotation, cellular component: EKC/KEOPS complex; cytosol; nucleus.
AUGACCGCCGCGUCACCCCCCACGACGCACCAAUUUCCCCUCCCAAAGAUUCUCGAAUACCCCUCCUCAACCCCUCCAUCACUCAUCACCCAAGGCGCCGAAGGCCGACUCUACAAAACGACAUACCUGCACCCCAAUCUCCCCUGCGCGCUGAAAUACCGACCUCCAAAACCAUGGCGACACCCGAUUCUCGACCAGCGACUCACCAAGCACCGAAUCCUAUCUGAGGCCCGAAUCCUCGCCAAGUGUCGAAGGGACGGCGUCCGCGUCCCCGCCGUGUAUGGCAUCGACGAAAGCGGCGGAUGGCUGAUGCUGGAAUGGGUUCAGGGGACACCCGUGCGAGUCAAUAUAAAUGAAUGGCUGGGGAGCAGAACAGAAGGCAUUGAGGACGAUGAAAGAUUAAAAGAUUUGAUGAGGCGCAUUGGCAGGGCUGUGGGCAACUUGCAUAAGAUUGGGAUUGUGCACGGCGAUUUGACCACCAGCAAUAUGAUGCUGAGUCCGCCGUCCGACCGUUCGGAACAGGUCGAUUCGCUGAGUGGGGAGAUUGUGAUUAUUGAUUUGGGGCUGGCUAGCGGCGCUGUGCACGAGGAAGAACGAGCAGUGGACUUGUACGUCUUGGAACGGGCAUUUGGUAGUACACACCCUCGUGCGGAGUGUUUGUUUGGCGAAUUAGUCGAUGCUUACAAGGGGUGCUUCAAGCAAGCGUCUACGGUCUUGAAAAAGCUGGAAGAUGUGAGAAUGCGAGGGCGGAAACGGAGCAUGCUUGGUUAA